This is a messenger RNA of Theileria parva strain Muguga, 2047 nucleotides long. It is a transcript of the gene GSH2, whose product is annotated as glutathione synthase ATP binding domain protein. The coding region runs from base 124 to 2013 and encodes 629 amino acids. The record is from RefSeq and is a predicted model, not a curated record. Gene Ontology annotation, biological process: glutathione biosynthetic process. Lineage: Eukaryota; Apicomplexa; Aconoidasida; Piroplasmida; Theileriidae. Gene Ontology annotation, cellular component: cytosol. The transcript is spliced from 3 exons. Gene Ontology annotation, molecular function: glutathione synthase activity; ATP binding; glutathione binding.
CAAGCACACAUCCAAACACAAAAAACUAAUCGUAAAUAGUAAAAAAAUAUACAAUGAAACUAAUAAUUGUAUGUUAAAUUUUGUCGUCCUUCUUCACUGAUAAUCCCACUUAUACUAGUAUUAAUGACUAUUUUUCUUAGAGAAUUGGCCAAACUUCUAAAGAGUUUCGUAAUCUGUAAAGUUGAUGAAAAUUCUGACAAGAUUAAGAUUCCAUCGGACUACACUCUCCUUCCAAACGAGCAGAACUUUGAAAUAUGUGUCGACACUGCAAGGAAUUUUUUGUUUAAAGGAGGAAUGAUCCAAAAAUUUGAACUAAUAAAUAAUUUGCCAGAAAAUUCAUCGGAAAAGUUCCAACUUGAGGCCUAUGAUGGCAUUCUUACGAUGGUAAACUUUGUUUUGUUCCCAUUACCAUUUCCUCUAAAAUGCUACGAGGAUUGUUGUUUAACAUCUACUAUUCUAGUUGAGAUAGUUGAUGAAAUGUCUGUUGACCUUGAGUUACUGAAUGAUGUUUUCAGUCCACUUCUGAAGUAUGAUAAGUUUGUCAGAGACUUACUCCAGAUUUCAAACGAGGUUUAUGGUUCUGGAGCUAGAAAUAUCAAAGAUGACCUCAGAACAUACAUAUGCAGAUCCGAUUACUUUAUACACAUUGAUAACCUUACAAAGAAUAAAACACAAGAAAAUGAAUUUUGUAAAACAUGUUAUUAUAAUCAUUGUCUGUGUCAUUUUUCAGAAACCAACAAUUACACAGAAAACAAACAAUUGGAAUUCAAGUUGGUUGAAUUUAACAACACAGCAUCUUCUGUAUCAUAUCUUUCAGGACUAAUGCACAGGGUCCAUGCGAAACUGCUAAAUACCUAUCUUAUUGAUUUACAUGAUUUGGAUGAUAAACAUGCUGAGAAGCUUUUGUUAGAGAAGGAAAAACUUCACGUAUAUAAUAACCCUGAUACUUGUUUCACGUACCCGAUAUAUGAAUCGCAUAGAAUGUAUCUUGAUAGAUACAAUCCCAUAUUUGGAAAAAACAGAGUUUGCGUGUUCCUUGUUGUUAGAAACAAUCUCAACAAUUACUAUGAUACCUAUUUUAUGGCGAAUGAUGUGUUUGAUAAAUAUGGUGUUCAUGUAAAAACUGUAACUCCUAGACAAAUGAUACAAUGGAUGAAGAAGAGAAUUUUUCUUCUGGUUAGGGAUUGGGAAUACAAUAGUGACGGAACAGUCAAAUUGUUAAAGUAUGCUGAUAGUACCGUUAAACUUCAUCCUGGGAGAUUGGUAAUAAUAAUGGGCUCAAAACCAGGCUUAAACCGUUUAAACAGGAGUGAUUGUUUUGAAGUUAGUACAGUGUAUUCCAGAGACUACUACGACCCAAAGCUUAUGGAAUCAGAAGAAAGAGUCCUGAUGAGAAAAUUUCUUGAAUUUUCAGAUGCUGUUAAAAUCCCAACGACUGUGGCCCAACUUGUCAAUACUAAACGUGCUCAGAUGUACUUUAGCAAACCAGAAAACACUGAAAAAUUAGUAUCUUUAUACAAUAAAAGAGUUAAGGGUGUCAACAGGAACGCAGAUGUGUUAGACCUUGUUAAGCAAACCGCCAUCCUACAAGUCGAUCCAUCACUGGAAUCGAGUUUACAUGUUGUAAAAGAUGCGAUUCAAAACCCAUCUGACUAUAUACUUAAAAACAACGGCGAAGGUGGAUCCGCCUGCAUAUUUGGAGUUGAAAUUUCCGAGAGGUUAAGAGCCGGUUUGAAUAACAAAGAAGAGUUAUGUCAAUAUGUUUUAAUGAAGAAAAUUAAACCGCCUUCACAACCAGCCUUGUUUGUAAGGAACUUGAAGAAUGGGUCAUUUGAAGUUAAGGGUCAUAAUAGUCUAACCGAACUUGGAGUGUAUCACUAUGCAAUAUAUGAUGGAGACGAGUGCAUAGCUAAUGAACAGAAUGGAUAUUUGGCAAGAACUAAACCAGAAUUUGCAACAGGAGGAGGAUUGGGAGCGGGAUUUGGGUAUGUGAACUCUUUGUUACUGUUUUAAAUUCAAUUGUAAAUUAUAAUGUAGUAUUUUGAUG